Molecule: messenger RNA, 4542 nt
Organism: Argiope bruennichi
Lineage: Eukaryota; Metazoa; Arthropoda; Arachnida; Araneae; Araneidae
Gene: Nmt
Product: glycylpeptide N-tetradecanoyltransferase 1-like
Exons: 13
Coding region: 26-1603 (525 amino acids)
Biological process (GO): N-terminal peptidyl-glycine N-myristoylation
Cellular component (GO): cytoplasm
Molecular function (GO): glycylpeptide N-tetradecanoyltransferase activity
Source: RefSeq, a predicted model, not a curated record
AUAAAUAGUUUUCUUGUAUGACAUAAUGGCAUCUCAAAAAGCGCGAUUGGAACAAACAAGCAUGGCGGAACAGAAAAAAGAUGCUGAUCUUGAAUUGGAAUCCCAAACCCAAAAUUCUACAAAGAAUGGGCCGAUUAAUGAAGAAAUCGAUCAGAAAGCUGCAGGAGACGUAGAAGAAAAUCAUAAAAAUAUGAAUGACGAACAGAGUCAUUCAGAAGGGAUUUCAAUCCAACCAGGAGAUCAGCAUAAGAAAGGAAAAAAGAAGAAAGGGAAAAAUAAAGUUAAAGAAAUUUCACCUGAAGUAAUAGAAAGUCCUGAACUUUCAACAGCUGAUCUUAAAGGACUUUCAGCCACUAAACUAAAUGAAAUCAAAAAAGCUAUGGAGGUUUUCAAUCUUGGUGUUAUGCAUCAGGGGCCAGCAAAAACUCAUGAAGAGGCUGCUCGAAAGCAUUUUGAGUUUUGGGAUACACAACCGGUACCAAAAAUAGGUGAUGAAAUUAGCCCUAAUGCUAAUGAACCUAUUGAACCUGACAAGCCUGUAGAUGAAAUUCGAAAGGAACCUCUUUCAUUACCGCAAGGCUUUCAGUGGGAUACUCUUGAUAUUGAUGAUCCAAUGAUUUUGAAUGAGCUUUACACUCUUCUAAAUGAAAACUAUGUUGAAGAUGAUGAUAAUAUGUUUAGGUUUGAUUAUUCACCCGGAUUUUUAAAAUGGGCCUUGCAACCUCCUGGAUGGAAAAGACAAUGGCACUGUGGUGUACGGGUUGUAAAAAGUAAAAAGCUUGUAGGUUUCAUUAGUGCAGUACCUGCACAUGUGCGCAUUUAUGGCUUGAAACGAAAAAUAGUUGAAAUUAAUUUCUUAUGUGUUCAUAAAAAGCUGAGAUCAAAACGAGUAGCCCCUGUACUUAUAAGAGAAAUUACUAGGAGGGUUAAUCGUGAAGGAAUAUUUCAAGCUGUUUAUACAGCUGGUGUUGUUCUUCCCAAGCCUAUUGGAACAUGCAGGUACUGGCAUCGUUCUCUGAAUCCUCGUAAACUAAUUGAAGUUAAGUUUUCUCAUUUGAGUAGAAACAUGACUAUGCAACGAACUCUAAAGUUAUAUAAGUUGCCUGAAAACACAAAAACUCAUGGUUUUAGGCCAAUGAAAGAAAAGGACAUUAAGCAGGCAUUAAAAUUGAUUUCUGAAUACUUGUUGAAAUUUGAUCUUGCUCCUUCCUUUGAUGAAGAAGAGUUUCGAUACUGGUUUCUUCCUCGUCCAGAUAUAAUUAAUAGUUUUGUUGUUGAAGUAAAUGGAACAAUUACAGACUUUGUUAGCUUUUAUACAUUGCCUUCCACAGUUAUGCAUCAUCCUGUUCAUAAAGGUUUGAAAGCAGCUUAUGCCUUUUAUAAUGUUAGUAAAGGAACUCCUUUGAAUGAUCUAAUGCAGGAUGCUUUAAUAGAAGCUAAAAAUAUGGGGUAUGAUGUAUUUAAUGCUCUUGACUUAAUGGACAAUAAGUCUUUUCUAGAACCUUUAAAAUUUGGCAUUGGAGAUGGCAAUUUGCAGUAUUAUUUAUAUAAUUGGCGAUGCCAGCCUAUGCAACCAAAUCAAAUUGGACUUGUUUUGCAAUAAACCUUAGGAGAAUAUAUAUCUUGUCAUUAAAGAGAACAUAUCACAAGUGUACUAUCAGAUUUUUGUUGACAACAUUUGCAGAUAACUCAUUUCCAUUUCCUUUUUAUAUAUAUUAAAAGGGCAAAUUAGGUUGCCUUUUAUAGAAUUUAGAAUUGCCUCCAUGCUCUAAGGAGGCAACUUUUGACACCAAGUUACGUUAACUUGCUCUAUGGUCCACAACUAUUAUGCACAUCCAUCUAGUGAUAUGUUCCAAGUAAUAAAAGAGAGCUGCAUCUCUUGUGCAAAGUAACUUUCUUACAAGCAAAGUGACUUCUCCAAGAGAUACUAUUUUUUUGCCAGAUGCUAAUGUGUGAACAAAAGUGAUAUAUUCCAGACAAUUGAGUAAAAGGAAAGAUAGCUUUGUUAUCUGUGAUUCAUCCUAAUUGUCUGUGCCCUUGUAAUUUUUGACUUUGUAUUGCAUUUAAUGAUGUUGUUCAAUCAUUGAUGCUAACAAAACAUGCUUAUCAUUAGCUUCAUUCUUUCAUUGUUUAGUCAUUAUGGAGAAUUGCGGGCAAUUGCUUAACUAGUGAUAUAAAAAAAAAAAGUAAUACUUGUUGAAAAUAUAUUCAUCUGAUAGUUUAAUUGAAAAUGAAAGGUAAAUAUAUGUAUUGUUUCUAAUCAUAUUUUAUAUUUCAUUUUGUUAGCUGUCUCUUUGUUGUAAAUUAUUGUUCUAACAAAUGAUGUAUUUGAAUUAUAUUUAUCAUCAUUAUAAGGAAAAAAAAAAGCAAACUAACAUUAAGUGUUGUCGAGACUAAUUUGUUUAAACCAGGGUAUCUGAAAUUUUCUGUUUGCCAUCCUUCUUAUUCUUUGAGCAGGGUAGGGGAGGACCUAUUUAAAAUCCCCCCCCCCCUUUAACUUAAGCAGUAUGAUCUUUUCCCUCCAAUUUUAAAAAAAAGUUGCAAAGUUUUGUUUUGAAAAACUCUAGAUCAGGAGAACAUACCUUUAGUGAAAAAUUUUCAAUUUGACAUAUCUCUAGGUUACUGAAUUGAGGAGUGUGGCAUAGGCAGUUGGAUUUGGGGGGGGGGAUUCCAAUAAAUUUUGUAAAAAUUAAAAUUAUAAGAAUUAUUAAAUUUUGAUACUUAUAUCUUAUAAAUGUUUGAUUUUUAAAUGAUUAAUAAGUAAAUUAAAAUAAAAUUAAUCAAUUAUUUAUAGUAUAUUGAAAUAUUAUUUAUUUUAGUGGUGAUGCUAUAUUUCUUUUAAUAGAUAUUUAAAAUAAUUGCUUUUAUUUAGCAAUAAAAGCAUUUGUUUAUAAUCCAUCUCAAUAAUUAUGGUAAAUUUUCCAAGAAUUUUAUUACUUUACUAAUUUUGUAUCCAUAAUAUAAAUAUUUAAAAAUAUGUGAAAAAAAUUAAACCUAUGCACAUGAGUAUAAAAUUAAAAAAAUAAUUAAACUAAUAAUGUUACUUUUAUAAAACAAUGAAAAAUAUUGUGGAAAAAAUGAAACAAUAAAAAAUUAAUGGAAAUAAUCAUUACAGUAACUUUAUCUGACAAAAUAUAAUUUGAAGGAAAAUUGCUAACACAUUCAGUAACAUUUUUUUAUUUCAAUUUUUUUGAAACAUAAUGUAUCUUUAUUUAACAGUUCUUGUAUAUUUAAUCAGCCCAUAUGUUAAAUUAUUAGUGUUAAUCUGCAAUGUAAAACUAAUGAAUUGAAUUUUAUAUAUCUUCUAUUUUUUAAAAUAAAUAGAAUGAGUUUCUUGAUUUAACUCUCCUUCCCCAACUUUAAAUCGAUCAAAAGUUGGACAAAGAGAGUAUUUUAACCACCCAUAUAUAAAAAAAAAGUCAAUGAAAUGUUAAUGAGUAAUUAUUUAAUCGAUCAGUUAAUUAUUUUAAAUGCUUUUUAACAUAUUUUAAUAAAUGAAUUCUUUUUCAUAAUAGAUGAAGUUUUUUUUAUUUAAGAAAUAUUUUCAACAAUUUUGCUUUACUGAUUACAAGCCACAACUGAGAGUCAUUUGUUACAAAGCCCUGGUUUAAACUAUUCUUUUAAUAAAGUUGAUAACAGAAUAAAAUGCAGUCAUGUAUUUUUUGUCUUUGCAGUUUAAAAGGGAUUUUGUGAAUGAUAAAAUCAAUUUACCCCACUUCAUAUUUGUUUAUGAAUAUUUUAUGUAAUAUCUCCUUCAAAGAAAAUAUUGUAUUUAUUGAGGAAUACUAGAAAGCUAAUAUUAUUAUGCUUAUGUAUAAUAUAUAAUUAAUAAGUUUUAUAAUUUUAUAUAUUGCCAAAUAUUGAAAUCUUUGUUAUUAAGUGAUGAAAGAUUGUAGAAAUAGUAUAUUUUUUAUGAUAACAAAUGUUAAUUAAUAAAAGGACAUAUGUAACAUGUUCUAGUUAACUGAUUGCCCUUGUAUGGAAUUGUAAGGAAUAUUUUCAAAGUUGCUUUUUUUGGGGUGUAUUUUGUUUGUUUUUUAUAGUGUUAAUUAAUUAGUUUUGGUAUAUAUUGGAAUUCAGAAAUUUGUAUUAUCCUGGUUUGAAUUUUUUCUUUGUUUGAAUUUAGCAGCAGUUCCUUAAUGUGCAUUUUAUAUGUUUAUAAAUAUUAAUAACUGUUAAUGAUUAUAAAGUAAAUAGUUAUUUCUGAUAAAUUGUUAAAUGUUUAUUGGUAAGAAAUUGUAAAUUUAUCAAGCUUUAAAAAAAAAAAAACUUUUUGAUGAUUUACUUAUUGGAAAAAUAGGCUUAGUACUAUAAAUCAAACACUUUUUCAAUUACUGGAAAUAAUAUUCAUCAAAAUAAUUUUUAUGCUUUUAUAGAUUUUUUUGCUUUUUAUUUUUUUGAAAAUUUGCAUCUCCUACUCAGGAAAUUUAAAAUGAACUCUUCGACAAAAGAAAUUCAGAUAUUUCAUUUUAGUUCAUGUAUGUAUUGUGUCAUAAAAAAAAAUUGCUAACUUUUUUUAAGAAAUAAAGUUUUAAGUUAUGA